AUGCAUUAUGCAGGUCCUUAUCAUUGUUGGUUCAACAAAUUUGAAGGGACCAAAAAUUUGUUUAAAAAGGAUGGGAUCUUCUUGGUUCUCUCUGGUCAUUUCUUGGGAAGUUCUUUAUCGAAUGGCUUAGAAACUGUCAUUUUGAUUGAAAAAAUAAAGUUACUUCAGCAAAGAUUUCCUCAGCUCCAUAUCAUGGGUUUUCAGUCUGGAGGUUCUGCUUGUUCUGCUGCUGACAGAAGUAACUUAAUCCAAUUGAUAAUGAAAGAAAAUAUUACAUUUCCCAUUUUGUUAUCUAACAAGAACUUUUCCGAGGUGGCAAACGGGGCGUGCUCCAUUUUAUUUAAAAAUUUUAGGAAGCCAGUAUUUUUUCGUGAGAAGGAUCUAAAUUUUGAAGUUAUUGAGAAAGCUGUUGAGGAAUUACAAAGGGAGCACAAUGGAAAUGCUAGGUCACCUAAUAACUUGUUCACUAUUAGUCCAAAGCGAGAUGAGAUCAUCAAGAAACCAAAUUUAUGUUCUAUGCGGAACUUACUUUUUUACUUCCCAGGAUGCAUUUCUGCUGAUGAAAGUGGGGAUCGUCUAUUCAUUUCUGACAGCAAUCAUCACCGCAUCAUUGUAUCCAAUGGCAAUGGAAAGAUUCUGGACUGUAUUGGUUCAUCCCCCGGUUUUGAGGAUGGUGAAUUUGAAUCUGCCAAAUUGAUGUGCCCGGCAGCUUCAUUUUAUCAUGAAGAUGAGAAUUGCUUGUAUUUCGUUGAUUCAGAGAAUCAUGCUAUCAGGAGAGCUGAUAUGGGAAGGCGGGUGCUAGAGACUUUCUGUCCAGCAUGCAACACUGGUAAGAAGAGUUUUUGGACGUGGAUCAUGGAAAAGCUGGGUUUGAGAAGCAAUGUUGAUACCAAGCCUGAAGAAUUUGAUAUUCAAUCACUUAUGUUCCCUUGGCAUCUGAUAAAAUCAGCCGGCGACAAUUUGUUAGUUAUAAAUCGAAGCUUUCAAACUUUAUGGAUUAUAAAUUUGGCCAUAGGGGAGAUAGAGGAAGUUGUCGAAGGUUUAUCAAAAAUUUUGGAGACCUAUGGAGAGCAUAUCUUGGAGAAAGUAGGCCUCUUGAAACAAAUGCCAUAUGAUUGGUUGCAACAGCAAGCUAAUGCUGCUUGUUCACCAGAUGAGCUUCCAAAUGCUGGUCUCAUAUCUUCGUUGACAACCUUUAAUGACCAUCUGAUUAUUUGUGACAUGGUUGGACAGAGAGUUUUGAAACUAAGUGGGGAGUCUAAAGUCUGUUCGAACUUGCAAUUUUCGAAAUUUGGAAUCCUUGGGUUGCCUUAUUGGUUGUCACCACAUUUGGAGAGAGCAUAUACUGGUACUGAUGGGCUUCAGGGACCACAGAUUGAUCAUCUUCAGUGUUUCAGUUUGCUGCCAGGUAAAAUUAGCAUACAGCUAAACGUAAACAUCCCUGUGGAUACUCAAUUAGUAGAACAGUUACAAGAAGGCUCUAUAUGGUGUCAGGCACGAGGUGUUGCUGCUAUAGUGUCAGAAGUAAAGGAUUUAGCAGGAUCCCCAGACAAGGUUGGUUCUGCCCAAAAAUGGUAUGAUGAGCUGGAUAAUCUUGCCUUUACAACUCCUGAACCGGAAUUGACCGAGGAAGACGAGGAUAUAACUUCAGACACAAUAUUUCAAGAUGAGAAAGUUCAUAUUACUACUGCUGUCAACACGAGUCCUGGAAAUAGUGAGGUUAUUAUCAAUGCAGUACUGUACUUAAAACUACGAAGAGACCUUGACCAAUUGGAGGAGAAUCAAGAGAAAUAUGCAGCAAGGAUAGUUGAUAUAUUGAACUCAGGGAGAAGUGGAAAGGUUGAAAGAGAGUCGUGCAUUAAGUUCUUGUUAAAAGCAAAUAGGGAUUUGAGAGAUCUUAUUUUCAUGAGACCUCUUCAUGUGAGGAUGAAAGUGGAUAGUUUUGAUCACCCAAAAGAUGAUAACUCUAGAGAUUCCAUCUUAACAGAAUCCUCCAUUGAGGUUAAUGUAUCCCUUUAAUUCGUAAUGCCUAUUUUGUGAUAAUUCUAUGAUUUAUUUGUGCUGUAAUGUUGUAUCAA
Molecule: messenger RNA, 2078 nt
Organism: Morus notabilis
Lineage: Eukaryota; Viridiplantae; Streptophyta; Magnoliopsida; Rosales; Moraceae
Exons: 14
Coding region: 1-2019 (672 amino acids)
Source: RefSeq, a predicted model, not a curated record